Molecule: messenger RNA, 474 nt
Organism: Cladophialophora carrionii CBS 160.54
Lineage: Eukaryota; Fungi; Ascomycota; Eurotiomycetes; Chaetothyriales; Herpotrichiellaceae
Exons: 1
Coding region: 1-474 (157 amino acids)
Source: RefSeq, a predicted model, not a curated record
AUGGGCGACCCGGUCAGCAUCGCAGCGAGUAUCCUGACCGUGUUGCAAGUCGCCGACUCGCUUGUCACGUUCAUCCGGGACCUCAAGAACGCCUCAGAAGAGCACAGGAAUGUGCAGGCAGAGGUGCAAAGCCUACAGAGCGUGCUACGCCAGGUGUACGAAUCGUCCGCAACAGCAAACACAACUCCGAGGAAAGAAGGAUUCGAGGAGACACCUUUUACGGGACUGAAAGAUUCACUGGAAACAUGUCGACUGCAUCUGGAGUAUUUGACGAUCAAGCUGGCUCCGAUGCAUAGCUUCGAUAAGGCUCGCAAGUCCGUCAUGUGGAAGAUGCGGCGCACCGAGAUCAGAAGUAUUUUGACGGACAUCGAACGCCAGAAAGCAUCGUUGAUGCUGGCGUUACAAAUUGAAACCAAGUCUGUGAUCCGAGUCAUCCCUGGCUCAAACACCCUUGCACGGCUUGCAGCAUACUGA